AAUUUUUGGCGGUGACCAGUCGCAUUUCGGACGAUGCCGGAAGCGGUUGUGCCGUGUUGUUGGUCACGCCUGUCACUGCUGCUGCUGUUCGCUACUGCUGGCUGUGAUUCUGGUGUGGAUUUAAUUGCCCGGGCGUCUCAUAGUUUCGCGGCGGACGCCAUUAUUCGCCAACGUUUGAUUGCUCUUGAGCAGCGGUUUGUGGCGGUGGUAAACGAUCCUUGCGCCGAGCGUGGACUGCUGAUCGUGUUCUUGCAAUUGGGUAGCUCGGUGGAUGAGGAUGAGGAUAGCCUUGCGCUGGUGGUAGAGACAUUCACGCGUGAAAAGCUUACCGAGCGGAUAGUGUUUAGAGUUGAGAAGGAGGAGGACGCGGCGGACAUGUUGACCACCAUCAACCGGGUGACGGGUAACGAUUCUAGCUGUAUCGUGGUGAUUAUGAUGCUACCAGAUCUAGCGAUUUCGGAAUUCUUCAUGAUGACCGCUCGAGCAUUCCCAUUGGCACUUAAAUUGAUUCUUCUCGCUGAUGAAGCGCCCUCUGGCGAGUGUCCAGGUGAGGAGGACCUCUCCAGCGCAAGGUCUCUGCUUACCGUACUCUGGCGAACGGAGCAGAUAAUUAGGGCCGUAAUGAUUUGGUAUCGUUGCUCGAUUGCGCUGACGAUCGGAUUGUUGGAUCUCUUCAAGAUGGAAGCAUCAGAAACUUCCAACGAUUCUUGGGGCACCUUCUACACGCUAACCGAUCUAAAUCAACCUCUACCAACCGAUCUGGAUCGUUUCGGACGCUCUAUAAACCUUCAGCAAAUGCCGCUCGACAUUUACGGGUUUGAGGCAGCGAUGGCUUACCGACGGAAGGACAUCGACAUGAUGCCAACCACCUUCCCAACGCUUCGUCCCGGUGCCAUCAACUCGUCGACCGAGCUGCUUGACGGUGUGUUCGGGGCAGAUGUGGAAGCAUUACGCGAGCUAACCUCCCGGAUGAACUUCACACCAAGAGUGCACCACACGCGGGCAAACUUCGGUUUCAAGAUGGCGAACGGGACGUUUACCGGUGUGCUGGGACGGCUGAUGUCACGCGAAUCCUGGCUCUCGAUGAACGUGUACUUCUUGAAGGAUUACGAAACGCGUGAACUGCAGUUUAGUGCGGGAAUUUAUCAGGACAGCUUGUGCGUUUUCGUCCAGGCGGCUGGUAUGCUUCCCGACUGGUUGCUCAUUUUUCGCUGCUUUACACCGACGCUGUGGAUCAUCGUUUGGAGUACGGUCGUGCUGGUGAGCUUGUGCUACCUUGCCCUGGCACAGUUCAUUGCCAUCUACCGACCGGUCAACUCAUCCCACGUGAGUGCGUGUCGGGCGGGAAAAAUGCGGCGCCUCUCACCAGUUCGCGCGCCGCACCGUCCUGAGCCGGAUCGGAUCGGGUUGGUGGGCCAGAUUGUUGGAGCACUGCUGACAGCACCGACGAACGGUUUCAAUCGCACGACCGCACACCAAAAGCUGUUCGUGGCGUUCGGCUUAAUCUGGGGACUCACGAUAACGGGCGCGUUCCAGGGUUCGCUGGUCGAUGUUUACACCACGCCUACCUCGAUGAAAAACUUGGACACGCUGGCCGAGCUGGACGCGAGCGGUCUGACGAUCACCGUCACCGCACCGGCCCUCAUCGUGGACGUGUUCGGGACGGAACGGCCGGGCAGCACGAUCGGUAACCUGAAGCAGCGGCUCGUCAUCGAGCACAAUCCGGGCCGGGCGGCAGCGUACGGUGUGCUGGAGGGUACCACCGCCGGUCUCAUCCGGAACCAGGACUUUGGGCGACUGUCCACCAAGUAUCUGAGCGCGAACGGUAACGCCCGGUUGCAUCGGUUGCGCGAGUGUCCUCGCAGCUACACGCUCGCCUAUCUCUACCCGCGCGGAUCACCGCUGUAUCGGGCCGCGAACGACCACAUACUACACUUCUUGCAGCACGGACUGUACGCGAAGUGGCAGCGUGAUGCCGCCCACAUCCUUGCCAUGAACCGGGCGCUCAAGGUGCACGCUCGCCACGUUCGCAGCGGUCAGCAGGGCGCAGGUGAGCAGGUAACGCUUCGGCUGGAUCACUUGCUGCUACCGUUUAUGCUGCUAGGUGCUGGGUUUGGUUUGGCGGUGGUAAGCUUUCUCCGGGAACGAUAUAGUCGCGCUCGCCGGAUCGUGAUGCUAACCCGCGGAGGUUAACACAGUGGUGAUCGGGCUAUU
Molecule: messenger RNA, 2214 nt
Organism: Anopheles stephensi (Asian malaria mosquito)
Lineage: Eukaryota; Metazoa; Arthropoda; Insecta; Diptera; Culicidae
Exons: 3
Coding region: 34-2193 (719 amino acids)
Source: RefSeq, a predicted model, not a curated record